CAUGACACAAUGUAAAGAACAGUGUGUUUAUCGUGCUUUGUAUUGCUACCUUUUUUUAAUAAUUUGAUGUCAGUGUUAUUCUCUAUACCAAUGUUAUCUAAGAAAUAUCUAACCAUGAGACCAGACUACUACAAAUGAACUUUUUAUUUAUUAUUCAUGUAAUUGAUUUUCUUUUAUUUUGUACAAUUUAAUUUAAUGGAAAGGUCUGUUAUUUGCGAUACCUUGUUGCCAUGGUUACGCAAGUUUACACAAGCGGUAAACUAACGAGCAAGGAUGGCGUCGCCUUUCAAGGCGGUGGAGCUGCUGAGGAUAACCACGGUACUGGAGGACUGUGCUGAUCAGCUGGCCAUCCUGGGAAACAUCAUGCGGGCUCGACAGGGUCGUUCUGCGGAAGAGGCUGCCACAGCAGACAUUGGGGAUGUACCACAUAGGUCUCACAGAGAGUUGGGAAGUCCCGUCUUACCUGCCUACCUGUCCAAGGUGCAGCGAGACAGGGACUAUGUGGACCAAGCAAUCACAGCCUUGUUGGAAGAGCUACAGGCAACUGGGACAUUCAACAGUCUGCUAUGCAUCGUAGAUGAAGAAGAGAAGCGGAAAAACCAACUACAAGACGUCAUCCUGAAGGAGGAGGAGGGCAGAAACAAGACCAAGGUCCUGCAGAGACAACUGCAGGAUAUCCGAAAGGAAAACGCCCUGAAACUACAGGACCGAGAUUGUUUCAUAGCUCACCUUAAAGACCAGCUACAGGAGACGAAAGCCAGGACAGCACUGGAGAAGAGCUAUGUGACAAAGUGUUCCAAACUGCUGGUCUAUCAGGGGCAGAAGCUCAAUGCAUGUUCUGAGAAGCAGCUGCUGGAGAUGAUACAGUUUCUUCACGACAGGAUGGAAGAGGAAAAACGAGCUCGUGCUGAGAUGGAGGGAUUUCUUAGGAGGCACCAGGCACACCUGGAGGAGAAGCUGGAGACGUGGAUGGAGCAAUAUGAAAGGGAUAUGGAGGAGAAGCAGCAGGAGAUCAACACCCUCAGGAAUGCCAGGGCCAGCAACCUCCUGCAGCUGCAGGAACUGGCCAGGAAGUACCAGCACAGCGAGCAGGUGGUGAAGGAGGACCGUGUCCAGAAGCUACUCCUGCACCAGCAGCUGGAGACGGAGCGGAACCAGAGGAUCGCUGCCCUUAAGAUCCAAUCGUGGUGGAGAGGCACUCUGGUCCGCCGGCAGAUGGGCCCCCACAGGAAGGAAAAGAGGAUGACGACAGCAAAGAAGAAGAAGAAGAAAAAUUAAAUAAAGGGAACUAAAACGGCCACCAUGUGACCAUCUGAUCAAAUGUUCACAUGACCAGUUUGAAAUGGGGGCAGGGGUUAGAAAAAAACACACACUUAGGCUGAAUGAAAUUCAUUUAUUUAUGCUCUUAAAGUAACCAAAUACCCGCUAGAAGUACUGUCAGCUUUCGAGUCCAAACUAUGCCGUUUUCUGAUAUUCAUAUGACCUAUAACGAGGAAGUUCAUAAGAAGCGGCUCCAUGAGGACUUGUGAUCAUAAACGUACGGAAUGUACUAGAGUCACUGUGGUGGCCAGCCCUGUCCUCAGGGGAGGAGAACACUGCACGAGGACAACUAUGUCACAGUCCGUGUCAGCAGACAAUAAAGAGGUGGCUGAAUCAGAUGUGACUCAUUCCCUGCUCCGAAUGUUACGGUGGACACGACGCGUCAGUCAGGUCGCAACGCAGCACGGCUGUUCCGCACGUUUGCAUCAUCUGGGAGGGAACAAACCUCACCUGAUUUUUCAGCCUUAACCGGAGUCACAUCACACCUAAGUAGGAUUGCAUUUGCCUGGGAGGGUGCGUGACACCGAAAUCAGUUACAGUACUGCUAGAAAUGUCGCUCACCUACAGGACCAUGUGAAGGAACAGCGCAUCAAAAUGAUAAAAGCAGGCAGAAGUCCGUGCAGCUGGGCCAAACUCAAGCUCACCUGGACGGCUCGGACUGGACCAGACCUCUUUUUCAUUAAAUACCAU
Molecule: messenger RNA, 2010 nt
Organism: Brienomyrus brachyistius
Lineage: Eukaryota; Metazoa; Chordata; Actinopteri; Osteoglossiformes; Mormyridae
Product: dynein regulatory complex protein 9-like
Exons: 10
Coding region: 274-1278 (334 amino acids)
Biological process (GO): sperm axoneme assembly; cilium organization
Cellular component (GO): cytoplasm; sperm flagellum
Molecular function (GO): protein binding
Source: RefSeq, a predicted model, not a curated record